UCUGUUUCUUCUACACAGUCUUCCACCCACUCUGCCCCAAGCCUGCGGCACUGCAAGGGGUUAGCGUGACUAAAGCGCAGGACCCAGCACUUGGCAUUGCUGCACCUCAUCCCAUUGGCCUCAGCCUAUUGAUCAGUCUGUCCUGGUCCCUCUGUAGGGCCUUCCUAGCCUCAGGCAGAUCGACGCUUCCUAACAACUUGCUGCCAUCUGCAAAAUUAUUCAGGGCGCACUGAAGAGACGCAUAAUGCGCGGGGCUUUGACUGGAUUGUCUUCAGAGGAAUCCCCACAUCUGUGAUUCUUUGAGCGGCAGCAGCAAGGGCUCACAUGCGGAGGCUGACCAAAUCACAAAACAGGAACAGGAUACAAAUAGGUUGAGGAGCUCCUUCCCUGGCAUUUCCAGCACACCGCUUGGGUAAAGGCCUUUGCUAAGCACAGUGACCUGGGACAAGUAUAGAGUCAAGUUCAGCGUGCCCAUGAGGUGGAUCUGGAGAGGAGGAGGGCAGAAGUACACCAGUGCCCCCACAAAGACUGGCUUCCCACUUGCCUCCCUUGUCGUUGCACUGCAUGGCACUGAAAGGCACCAGCCUGGAGCUCCAGCUGCGGGGCCCAGCCAAAUGCAGGAUACCAUCAGACAAUUAGAGACUGGUGAAAUGCAGAAAUUUGAAUGCUAAGGAAGAGACCAGGAAGAACAGGUCCUGCUUCACGGGGUCACACAGCCUCUGUCGCUUACUGAUAUUUAUUAAUAUUCUUGUUCCCAGAAACAGAGAAGGAGAGACAACACCUUCUCUGGAGCGAUUCAAAACCCUUCUGGAGUAGCUUUCCUAUGCAACCUACCCCAGGGAACAUGCUACAGCAGGGGGUUUGGUCUAGAGGAUCUCCGGAGGUCCAAAUGACUUCCAAUCCCAACGAUCUGGGCUCUCUCCUGGCUUCAGGGAGGUGACUCUGGCCUUACCUCGCUGUAGUCUUUAUAGCCAUGGCUGGGCCCCUUGUGCUGCAGGCAACAAGGUAUGCAGGUGAAGCACAGUUGGUCUGACAGCUGCCAUCAUGCUCCUAUCCUACAGGGCCCUCUCCUUGACUGCCAGAGCAGUCUGUGCUUGUGCAGGAGACAGACCAGAGGAAUGUGGAGCAGUUCCUGGGUGAGCAUGCCAGCCCUGCUAUUUCCUCUGUUGGACUACUGGAAGCUCUGGUUCAGUAUGGGACUGUUUUUCUUGCUCUUCUGGAUCACGUGGUGGUCCCUAAGAAGGAUCCAGCAUGAGGAAGAGGAACCGGAGCAACAGGAUCAACAGGUGGAACAGGUGCAACAGGCAGAACAAGAGGGACAGGAAGGUCAGGAAGACAAGAAGGACAAUGAAAACUUACAUGAUUCAGUAGUGACUGGAUUUUUGACAUGGAAUACCCUGGCUAAGCAGAAAGGAACGGCCAGCAGGUGCGAGGUGGUGGAGGAGAUGGUGACCGACCUCCUGCAGAGCUUUAGGUCCCUCUGGUCAGACAGUUUCUUCCCGGUGCUGCAGCCCGCCAUCGGGGUGGACAGCACCUUUGAAGGCUGGAGUCCCCGUGAGGAGGACACUCUCUACUGCCUGCUCGUGCCCAUGGAGGCCCCCCGCGGGCACGUCUUUGUCCUGGAC
Messenger RNA from Numida meleagris (helmeted guineafowl), 1625 nucleotides. RefSeq lists its product as uncharacterized. The transcript has a single exon. The record is from RefSeq and is a predicted model, not a curated record. NCBI's taxonomy places the organism in Eukaryota, Metazoa, Chordata, Aves, Galliformes, Numididae. The annotation marks the transcript as partial.